Messenger RNA from Callorhinchus milii (elephant shark), 6208 nucleotides. RefSeq names its product 3'-5' RNA helicase YTHDC2. Gene Ontology annotation, cellular component: intracellular anatomical structure. Lineage: Eukaryota; Metazoa; Chordata; Chondrichthyes; Chimaeriformes; Callorhinchidae. The record is from RefSeq and is a predicted model, not a curated record. Gene Ontology annotation, molecular function: ATP binding; RNA binding; protein binding.
CGGCACGUAGCGCCGACAGUUGGCGGUGAUCCCCGACGCCGAGACCCGGGGGCUGCGCUGAGGAGACGCGGAGCCGCUGUCAGCUCCUUAACGGCAGGGUGGCAGCGUGCAGCCGCGGGGAGGACGCGGAGAUCCAAUAUGUCAAGAUCUACCAGUGCGUCCCCACGGCCUGGCAGCGCCCAGUCAAGUCAGGCUGCUGCCUCCAAACCUAAAGGAUUUAAAGAUAUCCGGAUUGAUGAAGAAGUAAAAAUUGCUGUUAAUAUUGCCCUUGAGAGAUUUCGUUAUGGUGAUCAGAAAGAAAUGGAAUUUCCAUCUUCCCUCACCAGUACGGAAAGAGCCUUUAUUCAUCGCCUUGCCCAGUCCCUUGGCCUGAUUUCGAAAAGCAAAGGAAAAGGAGCACAUAGAUUCCUCACUAUAAAGAAAAAAGAUGGCUCUGAGAUGGCCCACACUGUCAUGACCUGCACUUUAACUCACAGUAUGAAACAUGCCAUACACAAUCUAAUUCAGAGGUUUCCUGUAACCAAUAAGGAACGCACAGAUCUUUUACCUAAGACUGAACGUGGGAAUGCAUUAACUGUUGAACCAGAAAAUAACCGAGAAAUGAAUAGGACAAGUGGUAGACUCAACAAUGGCAUUCCUCAAGUUCCACCCAAACGAGGAGAAUCUGAAUUGGAUGCCUUUAGACAGUCUUUACCCGUCUUUGAAAAACAAGAUGAAACAGUAAAAAUCAUUAAAGACAACAGAGUGGUUUUAAUAGUUGGAGAAACAGGAUCUGGAAAAACUACACAGAUCCCCCAAUUUCUUUUGGAUGACUGCUACAAGAAUGGAAUACCCUGCCGUAUAUUUUGCACUCAGCCAAGGCGACUGGCUGCUAUUGCUGUGGCAGAAAGGGUUGCUGCAGAGAGGGGCGAAAAGAUUGGACAGACCAUUGGUUAUCAGAUUCGACUGGAGAGCAGAGUUUCUCCUAAGACAUCACUGAUAUUCUGUACUAAUGGUGUACUACUGCGAACAUUAAUGGCUGGAGACAGUACCUUAGCAGCUGUGACACAUGUAAUAGUGGAUGAAGUGCAUGAGCGGGACUGCUUUAGUGAUUUCUUAUUGACGAAGCUGAGGGACCUGAUCCAGAAACACCCAUGUCUUAGGCUUGUUCUCUCUAGUGCAGCUCUGGAUGUUAAUCUCUUUGUCAGAUACUUUACUGGCUGCCCGAUCAUUUACAUUCAAGGACGGCCAUUUGAAGUAAAGGAACUCUUUUUAGAAGACAUCCUACGUUCUACUGGAUACACAAACAAAGAAAUGUCCAAAUACAAAAAAGAGAAACAACGAGAGGAGAAGCAACAAACAAACCUGAGUGAGUGGUAUAAAGCUAAGGAGAGUAGCAGAUCAGAGUCCCAAAGGCAAAGAUUUAUUCCAAACCUAAUGGCAGAAAAUGAUUUGCUCGAUGAUGGUGGAGACAGUGUAUUCAGUCAACUGAAUGAAAAAGAUGUUAACUCACUUGAACCUUGGCUUGUAAAGGAAAUGGAUGCCUGUCUCUCAGAUAUCUGGCUGCGUAAAGAUAUUGAUGCUUUUGCCCAACUGUUUCAUCUUAUUUUAAGUGAAAAUGUCAGCGUUGAUUAUAGACACAGUGAAACCAGUGCUGCUCCACUGAUGAUAGCUGCGGGCAGAGGCUUCCUCAGUCAAGUAGAACAGCUACUCAGCAUGGGAGCAAAUGUCAGUGUUAAGGCUUCAAAUGGCUGGACAGCUUUGGACUGGGCUAAACGCUUUGGCCAGUCUGACAUUGUAGAUCUUCUAGAAUCCUUCAACUCUGCAGUGGAAGUAGGAAAUUUGGAUGAGAGCAUUCUGGUACAAUCAGACGGUGGAGAGCUGAGUCAAGAAGAAAAAGAGAUUCUAAGUGUUUACCACCACAGCUUUGAUGAUGAGAAAGUUGACCUUGAUCUAAUAAUGCAUCUUCUUUAUAACAUCUUUCAGAGCUCUGAUGAUGGUGCAGUGUUAAUUUUUUUGCCUGGCUAUGAUGAAAUUGUAGGACUCCGUGAUCGUAUUCUCUAUGAUGACAAAAGAUUUGCAGAUAAUUCUCACAAAUUGCAGGUUUUCAUGCUUCAUUCUAACAUGCAAACAUCUGACCAAAAGAAAGUGUUAAAGACUCUACCAGGUGGAAUUCGUAAAAUAAUUCUUUCCACAAAUAUUGCAGAAACUAGUAUUACUGUCAAUGAUGUGGUAUUUGUGAUCGAUUCUGGCAAAGUGAAAGAGAAGUCGUUUGAUGCUCUGAAUUAUGUCACAAUGUUAAAAAUGGUGUGGAUUUCCAAAGCAAGUGCUAUCCAGAGGAAGGGAAGAGCGGGACGCUGUCGACCUGGAGUCUGUUUUCAUCUGUUUAGCAGAUUAAGGUUUCAAAACCUGCUGGAGUUCCAAACUCCUGAGUUACUACGGAUGCCACUGCAGGAACUGUGCUUGCAUACCAAACUGCUGGCUCCAAUCAAUUGUCCAAUUGCAGAUUUCCUUGCAAAAGCACCGGAGCCCCCACCUUCGCUUAUUGUUAGGAAUGCCGUUGCGAUGCUCAAGACUGUAGAUGCCAUGGAUAACUGGGAAGACCUAACGGAACUAGGCUACCAUUUAGCAGAUCUUCCUGUGGAACCUCACCUGGGCAAGAUGGUGCUUUGUGCUGUAGUCUUGAAGUGCCUUGAUCCCAUUCUCACCAUUGCCUGCACUCUGGCCUAUCGAGAUCCCUUUGUUCUACCAAUGCAACCUUCACAGAAGCGGGCUUCCAUGUUAUGUCGAAAGCGAUUUGCUGCAGGGACGUUCAGUGAUCACAUGGCUCUUUUGAGAGCUUUCCAGGCUUGGCAAAAGGCUCGAAGUGAUGGUUGGGAAAGGGCUUUCUGCGAGAAAAAUUUCCUCUCUCAAGCUACAAUGGAAAUUAUAAUCGGCAUGAGGACGCAAUUGCUGGGGCAGCUCAGAGCCACAGGUUUUGUGAGGGCACGAGGAGGUGGAGACAUUCGAGAUGUAAACACUAACUCUGAGAAUUGGGCUGUGGUGAAGGCUGCAUUAGUAGCAGGCAUGUACCCAAACCUCAUUCAUGUGGACCGAGAGAAUAUAAUGCUGACUAGCUCCAGAGAGAAGAAAGUCAGAUUUCAUCCAAAUUCGGUUCUUAGUCAACCACAGUACAAGAAGCUUCCCCCAGCAAAUGGACAAGCAAUGGCUAUUCAAGCACUGCCCACUGACUGGCUUAUUUAUGAUGAAAUGACCAGAGCGCACAGAAUUGCUAAUAUCCGUUGUUGUUCUGCUGUGACACCAAUCUCAGUGGCAUUAUUUGCUGGUCCAGCCAGGUUGUGCAGUACUGCUUUACAAGAGCCAUCUUCUCGAGUAGAUGGUGUCACCAAUGACAGCAGCGACAGUGAAAUGGAAGACAAGUCUACUUCAAAGAUGGCAACUUUGAAACGAGAUUGGCUGAAUUUCAGAAUAGAUCCAGAGACAGCUCGUCUGAUCUUACAGUUACGACAAAAAUGGCAUGGUCUGUUCCUGAGGCGAAUGCGUGCUCCAUCAAAACCUUGGAUUCAAGUAGAUGAGGCAACUAUCAGGGCAAUCAUUGGAGUACUCAGCAGUGAGGAGCAAGCAGCAGGACUCCAGCAACCUUCUGGCAUUGGGCAAAGACCAAGGCCUAUAUCUUCAGAAGAACCUCCUGUUUCAUCGUCUUGGAGGUCUAAUAGUAGGAAGAGUUCAGCAGAGACGGAAUUUUCAGAUGAUUCUUCCAGCGUGGAAUUUAGAGAAAGAGUUCAGUUGAAAUCCCAGCAGCAGCAAAGGUACAAAGACAGAGGUUUCCUGCACCCGAAGAGGAGUUCUGAUGAGAGGUCAGAUCAAUCCUCUGUAAAAUCCACAGACAGCAGCAACUAUCCCAGUCCCUGUGCCAGCCCAUCUCCACCACCUUCAGGCAAGGGCUCUAAGUCUCCAUCACCGAGACCAAAUGUACCAGUUCGCUUUUUCAUUUUGAAGAGCAGCAACCUUCGUAACCUUGAGAUUUCUCAACAAAAAGGAAUCUGGUCCACUACACCCAGCAAUGAGCGUAAACUAAACCGUGCUUUUUGGGAAAGUAGCAUUGUGUAUCUGGUGUUUUCUGUGCAAGGAUCAGGGCACUUCCAGGGUUUUGCCAGAAUGAUUUCAGAGAUUGGACGGGAGAGAAGUCAAGAGUGGGGUUCUGCUGGACUGGGAGGAGUCUUCAGGGUGGAAUGGAUUAGAAAGGAAAGUCUCCCUUUCCAAUAUGCACACCAUUUACUCAACCCUUGGAAUGAUAACAAGAAAGUACAGAUAAGCAGAGAUGGCCAGGAGCUGGAGCCACAAGUUGGUGAACAGUUGGUGCAGCUUUGGGAGCGGCUCCCUGUGGGGGGGAAGCCAUCACAGACAGACAGCAGACUGGGCAUUUUUGGAGAGUCGUAAUGAACUCCUUAGCAACGCUUUGCAACAACUCCAGAAACUUUCCAAUUUGUCCCAGUGAAGAAGUUUAACUUUCCAAAAGGUUUGUUGCAACUGAAGAUGCACUAGAGGCCUAUUUUCUCCCUUUAAAACUACAGAACCACUGGAACGCCUGAAAGCCUACGUUUUCUUUAAAGACUAAAUGUUUAAUAUUGUGGAAUUUGGCCUGACCCAGAAAAGCUGUUUUGUUGAACUGAUUAUUGUUCUGUUGCUGUUUCUGAUUGGAGGAAAUUACUGUUGUCACUGAAUUAGAUUUAAAAAUGAGAGGUUACAAAAUAGACAAUGUUGUUUUCAUUGGAUUAUCUGGACUCAUUGCAUUAAUAAUUAAACUUUAUUUCACAAAAGAUUUAUGUAGUGGUCUUACAAAUUUAAACUUAAAUAAUAUUUUGUUAAAUACUCUGCAUUUAAAGAAGAGUUCAACCGAUUUAAUAUGCAGUCAUAAGCACUAAGUGCCAAAUGUAAACUGUCUGUAAUUAUGCUGUGGCUUAUAACAUUGAACCAUUUAUGAAUGACUCUUUGCCCUGUUCCCAUUUGCAGGCUGAUUAUUAUGGACAGGUUUCUCAAUAAAAAUGGUAGCACUUCAACUGUAUCAUCCAGAGGUUUUGAUUGGAAAAUACUAGCCAGUGAUCUAUUUUUAAGCUGAAGUAAUUCAAAGCAAAAUCUUAACAUAACUGCAUACAGUUCAGAACAUUUGCAAAAUUGUGUUUGUAAGUAAAUGAUUUAAUUAUUUAUGUUGAAGCUUGAUUUUUUUAAAAAUAACUAAUCAUUCCUUAUUGACCUAUUGGUCACCAAGCAACAUUUUAGUUCAUUUUGACUGAUGAUACAUUUUAUUUAGGCUACUUAUCUUGGUCAAACACUACAACGAUAUAAUAACAUUUCUGAAUAUUAGUAAUUGAUACCAAGUUAAUUUUGCCAGGUAGUAUUUGUCUCAACAAUGGACACAAUGUAUUGAACCAAGGCAUAUACCACUGUAUAUCGAGCAGUAAGUAGGAACCUGGUUGUUAGCCGAUUGGCAGAUGGCUUUUCCGGGGGUAAUAAUUCCUUUAAAAAAAUAAUAAUAAAUUGGUCACUCAAUCCAUGACUGUUUUGUGGGAUACAGCUGCUGCAUUUUGCCCACAAAGAAUGCAGUCAAUUCACUUUACAGUAUAUUCUGAGAAGUGCUUUGAGACGUCUCAAAGAUGUGAUAAUGCGCUAUAUCAAAUGCAAGGAUUAUUAUCAGAGCCAUUGGUGACAGGAUGUGAACUUUUAGUUCAAACAUGUAAAUGUAUUAUUAGUCAAAAUGAAGGCUGCAAAGGAACCUCUAGCUGUUAAAUGGGUUCAGUUUAAUCCCUGAUGACUUAAAUUUUGCACAGAGAUAAACGUGUAAUCCAUUGUAUUGACUCUCAAAAUUCUUUAUUAAACUUAGAUGUUGUAAAAAUUGCAGUAGAUAAGUGUUGGAUCUAUUAUGUUGUCUCAGACUGAGGUUCAUUGUUGAGUAUAAAUGUAAUUUAGUUUAAUUAUUAACCUAAUUUUAAACCUCAAUAAGUUAGCAUUAUUACACUGUGAACUGUUCAGAACUUGAGAUGUAGUUCUAGACCUUCAGAAUUAUUAUAUUGUAAGCUAUUUAUUAUGUUGUGUACAAUGCUGUGUGUUUUGGAGCAAGGUUGGGUAGAAUGGUUCUUCACAUAUCAACAUUGAUAGCAGCCUGUUUUCUUGCUAUGUGAUAAAUGUAUGUAAGUCAAAUCUCUAUUAAAAUUAUUUUGACUCUUGUUAA